Molecule: messenger RNA, 4918 nt
Organism: Acanthochromis polyacanthus (spiny chromis)
Lineage: Eukaryota; Metazoa; Chordata; Actinopteri; Pomacentridae
Gene: tspan7
Product: tetraspanin 7b
Exons: 8
Coding region: 253-987 (244 amino acids)
Cellular component (GO): membrane
Source: RefSeq, a predicted model, not a curated record
GUUCUAUCUUCCUUAGACUGAAGUAAAGGAUCUGAAUCUGUCCUCCAGGCACUGCGCUAACGUUAUUUCUCUGUGUGCUCGGUGAUCUCCGCAGUGAUCUGCCGCUAAAUGAGCGCCACAUCGAGGGGAACCUGCUGGCGGCUCUGGUGACGCCGUGCGGCUGCUUGAGCGCAGGACGCAGCGCAGCGACGUUUCUGUUUUUUUCCGCCGCCGUUCCUCCUCACAACGGCUCGACCUGACGGGAGAUCCACCAUGGAGACCAAACCGGUCAUCACCUGCCUUAAAACCCUGCUCAUCGUCUACUCCUUCGUCUUCUGGAUAACAGGAGCCAUCCUGCUGGCGGUGGGAGUAUGGGGGAAGCUGAUGCUGGGCCCCUACAUCUCUCUGAUCGCCGACAACUCCACCAACGCCCCGUACGUGCUCAUCGGCACCGGCACCGUCAUCAUCGUCUUCGGCCUGUUCGGAUGCUUCGCCACCUGCAGAGGAAGCCCAUGGAUGCUGAAGCUGUAUGCCAUGUUCCUGUCGCUGGUCUUCCUCGCCGAGUUAGUGGCAGGGAUCUCUGGAUUUGUGUUUCGCCAUGAGAUAAAGGGAACCUUUCGCAGAACAUACAGCGACGCAGUCCUGAACUACAACGCCGAGGAUGAGGCGAGCCGUGCCGUCGACAACCUGCAGCACAAGCUGCGUUGCUGUGGCGUUUAUAACUACACCAGCUGGUUUGCCAGCGUCUACUACCCCUCCAACGGCAUUCCUGCCAGCUGCUGCUUCAACUCCUCCGACUGCAACCCUGAAGACCUCCGCAAUGCAACCGUAGCUCCGAGCAAGGUCUUCCACCAGGGCUGCUUUGAGCUGGUCACUUCAUUCAUGGAAACCAACAUGGCCAUCAUCGCAGGAGUGACGUUCGGGAUCGCCUUCUCACAGCUGAUUGGCAUGCUGCUGGCCUGCUGUCUGUCCAGGAUCAUCACAGCCAAUCAGUAUGAGAUGGUUUAGCUGAUGUGACGUGGCAGGGAGAUGAAGAGAAGCAGAGACAAAGCGCCUCGACACAUGACCAGAGUAAAUUCCCCCGAAACGCCGGCACACAUCUGAUUUGGAAUUUACCUCCCUCCGUCUCUCUGCCUGUGACCUUCAUGUAAUAUCUUAAUGUAUCUUACUGUAAAGCACCAUUCCUCCACUCACCGCAGCUGCAUCCAAGCUUUCAGUGCAUCACCACAUCGCCGCUUGACGUAGAAGUUGCUCAUUAGCGCAUAUCUGGGAUCAGUCCAGCCCACAGCGAGCAGGUAGACCGGAGCCGUCUGAUUGGACAGCGGCGACCGGACGCCACUCGGCUUCUCGGCUGGUUGCAGAGUGCUCCACCGAGCGUCAUCACAAGACCACUGCGCAUCUUUGUACAGAAUGACAUUACUAAGAGCUUGAAGGUUUAUUAGAUAGGUUUAGUUUUGCAUUUGACUUUGCUAUCGCUCAUCGCUGUAUAUUCCUACGGUUGUGACAUUUUUGUGAACAGGGGGAUGUUUUAAGUUUAUGUGAAAUAUAGGGGAACUGACAGAGGAGAGAAAAAGGGAGAGCUGUUGCAGAGUAUUUUUACCUAAAGAAAAAGCACGCUAGCUAUUUUUUAGUCCAGAUGAUUUAAUUUAAAUGAAUGACGCAUCGUGUGGUAAGCUGAAUAUCCGUUUAAGCCCCGAUCUGGAACAAAUACACAAGAACACACAGAACAAAUGCAAAUCUUUGCUGUAAGAGCUCCUUGGAAUGAAGCCGAACUCCACAUUCACAGCCUUUAAAUGCACCUGAAAUCAUUUUUUUUAUGCUUUUAAGUCCGUUUAAUGGGGAAAAGAAACAAACAAACCGGUUUAGUUGUGGAGUCUGAAGGCCUGGUUACACCGACUGCCACCUACAGAGCAAUAAACGGUAUAUAGAAAUACAGGUUUCUCUUUGUUCAAACUGCUUUCUACUCAGACAGAGGAGGUUGAAAUGGAUCGGCAACAAAAAGCACAGUUUCCUACAUUUAGUAGCCUCAAAGGUCAGCACUACAUAUGUCAAGAACAAAACUCAGAUCUCUUAACCCUCCUGUUGUCUUCAUUUACGGGCACCAAAACAUAUGGUUUCCUUGUCUGAAAAAAAUCCAAAAAAUCAGCAAAGAAAUUCCCCAAAAUUCUGAAAACUUGCAAAACCUUCAGAAAGAAAACUCCAAUAAUUCGUUAAAAGUUUGCCUUAAAAAUUUUAUUUAAUAAAAAUCGUCCAACUUUAAAAAAAAAAAAUCCUAAAAAUAUCUAAAGUGAUUCCAUAUAUAUCAGUAAAACUUCUAACAUUUGACAACCAGCAAAACUCACUGGAUUUUGGUUGAUUUUUUUGUGAAUGUUCUUAAGAAACAUUUUUAACAUUUCUCUUUUUCCUCCAAAAAAUGUUCAAAGAUUUCCCAAAAAUGUUGAAAAUAUGGAGAUCAGAUGUUUCACUGUGAAAAUAUGUUUCUCUCUCUCCCCCCCCCCCCCCCCACCCCCACACACACCCCCCACACACACACACAUUUUCAAAUUUUAAAACGGGUCACUUUGACCCGCAGGACAAAAGGAGGGUUAAAACUCAUCUGUGCAUCAGAAUGACCAAUUUGCAAUAGAAUAUUGUUACUUUUUAACUGACAAAGAAGCACGGAAAAGAUGGUUUUUACUUUGCUAAAGAGGAAGGUAAACACCAUCUUUUCCUCGCUUAGGUGUCCAUUAAAAAGGAACGCUAUUCUAAAGUAAGAAACAACAAAAUGAGCAUAAUCCAUCGACCGGUUUGCAAGUUUUUCCUCAUGAAAAUAAUCCCUUCCUGCACAGCUACGCUCUUGCUCCCUUUCUUUAGCUACACAUCCGUUGUUAGCCUGCAGCUCGAGCACACCAGCUCACCUCCAACUCUGCUGAAGCUACUCUACGCUACACAACGGCGAGCUGUAGUACUGGAGUAGUUUGACCACACAUGUUUGAGUUGCACCCUGUGGAAAUCCUCAAUAAUGGCGUCGAUGCUUAAUCUGAUCAUUAAAAACACAACGAGGACAUGUUAGCAAGAAAAAAAACUCAGACGAAAUUCACGGAAAUCUGCUUUGCCUCAGCAAGGUAAUCUAAUAUUUGCUGUCGUUACAAUAAAUGUAGUUUAUUUAGCCGUAAAAGGUUCGUAUGCUGGUGUGACCGGGCCUUUUCGGGCUUUAAAUUAGGCCUCCAGUGAUCUUUACAGUUAGCCGACUUCAAGUUCAUAUGAGGUGUCGUUGGAGGUAUUUAUGGCCUUUUGGAAAGGCCGAGAUGCAGUGAAAUCAAACAAAUAGUUGCAACGGGCACAAUUUCAGAUGAAAAGAAUAAAGGAGAAAGAUUGAGGCACGCAUUUGUAAUCAUGAAAUGUUCUUAAGUUGAAAAAUGUGCACAGAUUCUGGAUGCUGCUUGAUGAUCCAACAAGUACUUAAUUGAACCCUCCUGUUGUCCUCAUUAAGGGCACCUAAAAACACAGUUUCCUUGUCUGGAAAAAAAUCCAAAAAAUCAGCAAAAAGAUUUCCCAAAUUUCUUAAAAUUUGCAAAACCUUCAGGAAGAAAAUUCCAACAAUUCCUUAAAAGUUUUAUUUUAGAAAAAAUUCCCCAAAUUUUCAAAAAAUGAGUAAAAAUCUUCCGAAAAAUUCAAAAAAUAUCUAAAGUGAUUACAUGUAUAUCAGUAAAACUUCUAAUGUUUUUUUAAGAACAUUCACAAAAUAAUUCGCUGGAUUUUGGUUGUUUUUUUGUGAAUGUUCUUAAACAUUUUUCCCAUCAAAAAAUGUUCAAAGAUUUCAUAAAAAUGUGGAAAUGUGAACAUCAGAAGUUUCACUGUGAAAAUAUACUUUUUUUCCCACAUUUUCAAACUUUAAAACAGGUCAAUUUUGACCCGCAGGACGACACGAGGGUUAAAAAAUACUGACACCUAAAUAUCUAAAGUAAUCUUCUGCUACUUCUUUUUCUGUUUUUAUGCGACCGUCAGUAUUUAGCUUUAAAAACAGUGGAUGAAAAUCUGGUUUUUGCUGAUUUGUCGUAGUUAAAAUACAGCAAAGCAACCCUUUUUCAGCCUGUGAGGUUCAUAUCGGUCAUUAAUUCUUUUCUCCUGGUGGAAUUUAAAGCCAGCGGUUUGUUACAAGGACAGCAGUUGACAUUAGCGGGACUCAGACGGCGUUCGUCUCGUAUUUACAGUAUUCUGUGUAGUGCAUCGACAUGCUGCCAUCAUCAUCAUCAUCAUCUGUAGAUAUGUAUUGGAAAAUGUAAUUUAUAUGAUGUAAUGUUUCUCAUUCUAAUAUGCUAAUCGGUAUCAGUGUUGUGUCACGGUUUUGAAUCCACACUCUGUGCUGUUAACCCGUAUUUGUUUAAUAGUUUAUAGGAAACUCGCACUGGAAAAAAUACUUGUGGCCGAUGUUUUUGUUGAGAGUAACGCGCAACAUGUAGCCGUUUGAACUUAGCUGUAUAUUUAUCAUGGUUUGGUUGGCGUUCGGUUUACAGUUUCACCAAGUGAUUUUCUAUCUCUCUUUCAGUGUGUGUGUGUGUGAGAUUUAGUUUCUUUAUCUACUAUAACCCUGAGUGUGUCUACUUCUUGUAUGACGAGGUGUGUGUGUGUGUAGAGUGUGUGUGUGUGUCAGAGAGAGCGAGCGUCUCGACUUUGUGGAUCCCGUCGUAUUCAACUUUGGUCAGUAUUCAGUUGUGGCUUUUUGAAAGUUCUUGCUUUGAAAGCUGUACAUUUAUUUAGUGAAUGUAUGUUUUCCAGCACUCCGAAACUCUUACUUUACCUUCUCCGAACUGAUAUUGUUGACUGUAAAUACUAAAUUGUAAUACCAUCCAGCUUACACAUGGGGUCACUAGACACUCAAGAAGUAUUUCACCAUGCUGUCUACUAUUGACUAAGUCACCAUCAGUGGUCUUAUUAUCAAUAAAUAUACAGAAUAACA